Musa acuminata subsp. malaccensis (wild Malaysian banana) is the source of this 5598-nucleotide messenger RNA. The record is from RefSeq and is a predicted model, not a curated record. Lineage: Eukaryota; Viridiplantae; Streptophyta; Magnoliopsida; Zingiberales; Musaceae.
UCCACUCGCCCGUUGCCCCAUCGCCGUCACUGGAUCGGCAGCAGAUUGCCUCCUUCCUCUCGUCUCGCUCUGUUCGCAGCUACGAGUUUCUCCUCUCUCUACAGCUCAAAAAGAUUCGAAAAGGAGAAGAAGACACAGCAGAGCGGGAGAGGGAAAGGUACAGACGUUCGCCCAGAUCUGAUGCGGCCAUGAACCUUCGCCAGCGCCCCACCCGGACCGGCCCGGGCGCCGUCUAUGGCCCCGGCCCGACGGCGCCGCCUCGCAACAUGGUUGGACCGCCCGGUGCCGGCGGCCCGGGGGAGGAUGUCUACAACAUCAUCCCCAUCCACAACCUCCUCGCCGACCACCCCUGCCUCCGCUUCCCCGAGGUUCGCGCCGCCAUGGAUGCCCUCCGCGACAUGGUCGGGAUCCCGACGCCGCUCUUCGUCCCUUGGCAUUCCGGUCUCGACCUCCUCGACUGGCUUGGUAUCUCCUUCGGCUUCCAGCGAGACAACGUCCGCAACCAGCGGGAACACCUCGUCCUCCUCCUCGCCAACGCGCAGAUGCGCCUCCAGCCCCCGCCGGACAACGCGGACGUCCUCGUCCCCUCCGUCGUCCGCCACGUCCGCAAGAAGCUCCUCCACAACUACACCACCUGGUGCGCCUUUCUCGGCCGCAAGCCCCACGUAUCUCUCCCCGACUCCGGCCUCCGCCGCGCCAGUCCGGACCCCCGCCGCGAGCUCCUCUACGUUUCCCUCUACCUCCUCGUCUGGGGCGAGGCCGCCAACCUCCGCUUCCUCCCCGAGUGCCUCUCCUACAUCUUCCACAACAUGGCCAUGGACCUCAACCGCGUCCUCGAGGGCUACAUUGACGACGCCACGGGGCAGCGCGCCCUACCAGUCACCUCCGGCGAGAACGGCUUUCUCACCCGCGUCGUCACCCCGAUCUACCUGACCAUCCAGGGCGAGGUCGAGGCCAGCCGCAAUGGCACCGCCCCCAACUCGGCCUGGCGCAACUAUGACGACAUCAACGAGUACUUCUGGAGCAACCACUGCUUCGAGCGCCUCCGCUGGCCCCUUGACCGGUCCAAGGACUUCUUCCUGACGCCGCCCAACAAGAACCGCAUUGGGAAGACGGGCUUCGUGGAGCAGCGCUCCUUUUGGAACCUCUUCCGCAGCUUCGACCGCUUGUGGGUCAUGCUCAUUCUCUUCCUACAGGCGGCCAUCAUCGUGGCAUGGCGUGGGGAGACAUACCCGUGGCAGAAUCUCCAGACCCGCGAUGACCAGGUCCGGGUCUUGACCAUCUUCAUCACCUGGGCUGGCCUCCGGUUGCUCCAGUCCAUCCUUGACGCCGGCACCCAGUACAGCCUCGUGUCAUCCGAGACCAAGCUGCUCGGGGUUCGCAUGGUGCUCAAGAGCCUCGUCGCCAUCACGUGGACGGUUGCAUUCUCGGUUCUCUACUCCCAGAUAUGGGAGCAGAGGAACCGUGACAGGCGGUGGUCACAGGCCGCAAACCAGCAGCUGGUGAACUUUCUCGAGGCGGCUGCUGUAUUCAUCCUCCCAGAGCUGCUCGCCAUCAUCCUCUUCAUCCUGCCCUGGCUCCGGAACUUCCUCGAGAAGACCAAUUGGAGAAUCUUCUACAUGCUCACUUGGUGGUUCCAGAGCCGAAUAUUCAUCGGUAGAGGGCUCAGGGAGGGCUUGUUGGACAACCUCAAGUAUGCCAUCUUCUGGAUUGCACUCCUUUCUGCCAAGUUCUCCUUCAGUUACUUCCUCCAGAUCAAGCCGAUGGUUGCCCCUACCAAGGCUAUGCUCGAACUUCGAAACAUUGAGUAUGAGUGGCAUGAGUUCUUUUCUCGCACCAACAGGUUCGGCGUGGUUAUCUUGUGGCUUCCUGUCAUCCUGAUCUAUCUGAUGGAUAUCCAGAUUUGGUACUCAAUCUUCUCUUCAUUUGUUGGCGCACUAGUGGGCCUGUUCUCGCACCUGGGUGAGAUUCGUGAUGUCCAGCAGUUGAGACUGAGGUUCCAGUUCUUUGCUAGUGCAAUGAAGUUCAAUCUGAUGCCAGAGGAGCAACCAACCGAGGAACAUGACUCACUGAGGAGUAAAUUCAGAGAUGCUGUCAACCGGCUAAAGCUGAGGUAUGGCUUGGGGCGCCCAUACAAGAAGAUUGAAUCGAAUGAGGUUGGUCCCAGCAGGUUUGCAUUGAUAUGGAAUGAGAUAAUUCAAACGUUCAGGGAGGAGGAUAUUUUAAGUGACCGUGAAGUAGAGCUUCUUGAGCUGCCACCCUAUACAUGGAAGAUCCGGGUGAUUAGGUGGCCAUGCAUUUUACUCUGCAAUGAGCUGUUGCUUGCUCUCAGCCUGGUAAACGAAUACAAGGCUAAUGACAGAAAACACUGGAGAAUGAUUUGCAAGAAUGAAUACAGGCGAUGUGCAAUAAUUGAGGUAUAUGACAGCAUCAAGUCCUUGCUUCUGGAUAUCAUCAAUAAAGGAACCGAAGAGCAUUCCAUUGUUGCCCGGGUAUAUGAGGAGUUUGAUAAUUGGAUUCGGGUGGAGAAGUUUUCGGUGGAAUAUAAUAUGUUCAUUCUGCAGAGUAUAUAUGAUAAACUGGUUAUCCUCCUGGGUACAUUGGUCAAGCCAAACAAGGACAGGAACAAAGUGGUCCACACAUUGCAGACCCUCUAUGACAUAGUUACCCGUGACUUCCCCAAUAACAAGAAGAGCAUCAAGCAACUUAAAGAAGCAGGGUUGGCACCGAGGGGAUCAAGUGAUCUGCUCUUUGAGAAUGCCAUUGAAUUGCCCAAUGCAGACAAUGAGAACUUCUACAGGCAGGUAAGACGGCUACACACAAUUCUUACAUCGAAAGAUUCAAUGAACAGUGUACCGAAAAAUCUGGAGGCCCGAAGGCGUAUUGCUUUCUUCAGCAACUCAUUGUUCAUGAACAUGCCCAGAGCUCCCAAGGUGGAAAAGAUGAGGGCCUUUAGUGUCUUGACUCCAUAUUACAAUGAGGAAGUUCUGUACAGCAAGGAGCAGCUUCACUCUGAGAAUGAAGAUGGCAUCUCUAUCAUAUUCUAUCUGCAGAAGAUUUAUGAAGAUGACUGGGCAAACUUUUUGGAACGUAUGCAUAGAGAAGGCAUGGUUGAUGAGGAAGAGCUAUGGAACAAAAGGUCGAGAGAUCUUCGCCUUUGGGCCUCAUAUAGGGGUCAGACACUGUCACGCACGGUGAGAGGAAUGAUGUACUAUUACAGGGCUCUCAAAAUGCUUACCUUUCUUGAUAAUGCUUCCGAGAUUGACAUCAGCGAUGGUUCAAGGGAGCUAGCUUCUGUUGGUUUGUCAAGGAGACGAAUAAAUGAUAUAGAUGGCUUGGAAGAUGGGGGCAAGUCACUAUCACGAGACCAUAACAGAGCUAGCAGUGGUAUCAGCUUGUUGUUUAAAGGCCAUGAACAUGGGACUGCCAUGAUGAAGUACACUUAUGUGCUGGCCUGCCAGAUUUAUGGAAACCAGAAAGCCAAGAAUGAUGCACGUGCCAGUGAUAUUUUGUAUCUAAUGAAGAACAAUGAAGCCCUUCGUGUGGCUUAUGUUGAUGAAAAGAAGUCCGGGAGGGAUGAAGUGGAAUAUUACUCUGUUCUUGUGAGAUAUGAUCAGCAACUGGAGAAAGAGGUAGAGAUAUACCGGGUCCGUUUGCCAGGGCCACUGAAGCUUGGAGAAGGCAAACCAGAGAACCAGAACCAUGCCCUCAUCUUCACAAGGGGUGAUGCAGUGCAGACGAUUGACAUGAAUCAAGACAAUUAUUUUGAAGAGGCCCUCAAAAUGCGCAACCUGUUAGAGGAGUACUCCUAUAAUUAUGGUGCUCGAAAACCAACAAUCUUGGGAGUUCGUGAACAUGUUUUUACUGGUUCAGUGUCCUCCCUCGCAUGGUUCAUGUCUGCACAGGAGACAAGCUUUGUCACACUUGGACAACGGGUUUUGGCGAAUCCUUUGAAGGUCCGAAUGCACUAUGGCCAUCCUGAUGUCUUUGAUCGCCUUUGGUUUCUGAGCCGAGGUGGCAUUAGUAAGGCAUCCAGAGUCAUCAAUAUCAGUGAGGACAUAUUUGCAGGCUUUAAUUGCACGCUUCGUGGUGGCAAUGUCACCCACCAUGAAUACAUCCAGGUGGGGAAAGGACGGGAUGUAGGCCUGAAUCAGAUAUCUAUGUUUGAAGCCAAGGUUGCUAGUGGCAAUGGUGAACAGACCUUAAGCAGAGAUGUUUAUAGGUUGGGUCAUAGGUUGGAUUUCUUCCGAAUGCUCUCCUUCUUUUACACAACUGUGGGCUUCUACUUUAACACCAUGAUGGUGGUGCUGACUGUAUAUGCAUAUAUUUGGGGACAUGUUUAUCUGGCACUUAGUGGUCUAGAAAGUUCCAUCAAAAACAUUGCUGACUCUACUGACAAUGCAGCUCUGGGUACUGUUAUCAACCAGCAGUUCAUUAUCCAGCUUGGCCUUUUCACUGCCUUGCCAAUGGUUAUUGAAAACUCUAUUGAGCAUGGCUUUCUUCCUGCAAUUUGGGAUUUCUUGACAAUGCAGCUCCAGCUUGCAUCGAUGUUCUAUACCUUCUCCUUGGGAACUAAGGCCCAUUAUUAUGGGCGCACAAUCCUCCAUGGCGGUGCAAAAUAUAGGCCAACAGGACGUGGUUUUGUGGUUGAACACAAGAAAUUUGCAGAGAAUUAUAGACUUUUUUCACGUAGCCACUUCAUAAAAGCAAUAGAGAUUGGCGUGAUAUUGACUGUAUAUGCUUCCUACAGUCCUCUUGCGAAGAAUACUUUUGUUUACAUAGUAAUGACAAUCUCUAGCUGGUUUCUGGUGGUAUCAUGGAUCUUGGCUCCCUUUGCAUUCAACCCAUCUGGUUUUGAUUGGUUAAAAACUGUCUAUGACUUUGAUGAUUUCAUGACCUGGAUUUGGUAUCCUAGUUAUAUUUCUGCUACAUCUGACCUGUCCUGGGAGAAAUGGUGGAAUGAAGAAACUGAUCAUCUUCGGACAACUGGCCUCUGGGGAAAGCUAUUGGAGAUCAUAUUAGAUCUCCGGUAUUUCUUAUUCCAAUAUGGGAUUGUGUACCAGCUAAAAAUUGCUGAUGGGAGCCACAGUGUUGCUGUGUACCUACUUUCUUGGAUAUGUAUUGUUGCAGCUGUAGGGAUUUUUGUCUAUGUGAAUUAUGCUCGAGACAAGUAUGCUGCAAAGGAACACAUAACAUAUCGAGCCAUCCAGUCCUUCAUAAUAAUCUUCGUGAUAUUUGUGACCGUUCUAUUACUGGAGGUUACUUCCUUUGAGAUUGUUGAUAUCUUUACAAGCCUGUUGGCAUUUAUUCCAACUGGUUGGGGUUUAAUUUCGAUUGCUCAAGUGAUCAAACCAUUCAUUGAAUCCACUGUGCUAUGGGAAACUGUGGUUGCCGUGGCUCGGCUCUAUGACAUAAUGUUUGGAUUGGUUGUAAUGGCUCCAGUGGCAUUUUUGUCCUGGAUGCCUGGGUUCCAGGAAAUGCAGACAAGGAUUCUCUUCAAUGAAGCAUUCAGUCGAGGUCUCCAGAUAUCGCGUAUUCUCACUGGGAAAAAAUCUGAAACCAUUUAGAGGUAUGUCUUUCAUAUAAUUCAUCAUGUUA